Purpureocillium takamizusanense is the source of this 2406-nucleotide messenger RNA. RefSeq lists its product as uncharacterized. The record is from RefSeq and is a predicted model, not a curated record. Bases 328 to 2370 code for a protein of 680 amino acids. Gene Ontology annotation, molecular function: acetolactate synthase activity; flavin adenine dinucleotide binding; thiamine pyrophosphate binding. Lineage: Eukaryota; Fungi; Ascomycota; Sordariomycetes; Hypocreales; Ophiocordycipitaceae. The transcript has 4 exons. Gene Ontology annotation, biological process: L-valine biosynthetic process. Gene Ontology annotation, cellular component: acetolactate synthase complex; mitochondrion.
CCGCCCGCUCUUCUCGUCGCUCGUAUAGUUGCAUCGCCUCCAUUGCGCGAUACCGUUCAUCAACCACGCCUGAACCUGAACAACACGUCCUCUCUUUCUUUCACCACCUCUCGCCACUGAGCUGACAUCUUUCCCACCAUCCAUCCAUCUACUCCUCCGGCCAAUCACAAUACCACAAUCCUCCCCAGACUGCCGGAUUCGACCGCCAACAAGAUCCCCGAGACACCGAACCAUCAAUCCCGGCUCGCUGCUGUGCCGUCUCGCUCCUUGUGCGCUGCUGUGCAACUGAGCAGCGCGUCGCUAUCACACAUUCCCCCAACCUCACACAUGGCACCGCUUCAGCGCUCGGCAUUGGCGCCCUCCGCCCUCUGGAGGUGCCGACCUACAAGACCGUCAAGGCCCUCCGGCCUCGGCCUCGGGUCUGUCGCUGCAGCCCUCACUAGUAGUCGCGCCUCCAGCUCAACCCCGAGCAUAUCACCUUCGCGCCGCACCGUCCCUGCUUCGGCCUCGGCGCCCCUCGCACCGCAGACCGCCAGCCGGAGAGUCCCCUCGGCAAUCUUGCCCAGCAGAAACGCCUCCACGUCUUCCGCCAUGGCCGCUGACCCUAAUAACAUGUACACGGCCUCGUUCGCCUUCUUUGAAGCCAUCUGGGAGGCUGGCAUUACACACUGCUUUGUCAACCUCGGGUCAGAUCACCCCAGCAUUAUUGAGGCCAUGGUCAAAGGCCAGCGCGAGGCCAAGGGCAAGUUCCCGCGCAUCAUCACCUGCCCCAAUGAGAUGGUGGCCAUGUCCAUGGCCGACGGCUAUGCGAGACUCACGGGCAAGCCCCAAUGCGUCAUCGUUCACGUCGACGUCGGCACCCAGGGCCUUGGCGCCGCCGUGCAUAAUGCCUCUACCGGCCGUGCGCCUAUCCUUGUUUUUGCUGGCCUCUCUCCCUUCACUCUGGACGGCGAGCUCCGUGGCAGCCGCACCGAGUACAUCCAUUGGAUCCAGGACGUCCCGGACCAGAAGCAGAUUGUGUCGCAAUACUGCCGCUACGCGGGCGAGAUCAAAACGGGAACCAAUGUCAAGCAAAUGGUCAACCGCGCCCUGCAAUUUGCCAAGUCGGACCCCCAGGGUCCCGUCUACCUCUGUGGAGCGCGCGAGGUUAUGGAGGCCGAUAUCCAGCCCUACUCGCUGAAGCAAGAGGACUGGGACCCCGUACAGCUCGGCGGCCUUCCCCAGCCUGCCGUCGACAAGAUUGCCGAUGCCCUUGCUGGCGCCAAGCGCCCACUCCUCAUCACUGCCUAUGGUGGCAGAAAUCACAAGUUCCCCGGCGCUGUCGUCGACCUCGCCAACAUGGUCCCCGGACUUCAGGUUGUCGACUGCGGCGGCAGCGACAUGUGUUUCCCCGCUGACCAUCCCGGCUGGCGCGGUCUCCGCUUCGGCGUCGACGAGACCAUCGAAAAGGCCGACGUCAUUGUCGUUGUCGACUGUGAUGUUCCCUGGAUCCCCACGCGCUGCAAGCCGAACGACAAUGCCAAGAUCUUCCACAUCGACAUCGACCCCCUGAAACAGCAGAUGCCUCUCUUCUACAUCGAGGCCGGCUCCAGAUAUCGCGCCGAUGCGCUGCUCUCCCUCGAGCAGAUCAAGUCGGCUCUCCAGGCUGGUGACGCCGCCACCAAGCUCAAGGCCAACGAGGCGGCUGCUGAGGGCGCCGCCCGGAGAGAAAAGGAGUACAAGGCGCACCUUGCCGACAUUGAGGAACGGGCUAAGCCGCUCGAGGAUGGUUCCUUUGGCACCGGCUACCUAUCGCGGAAGCUCAAGGACCUCUGCCCUGAUGACACGCUAUGGGCCAUCGAGGCCGUGACCAACACGGUCUUUGCGCACGACAACCUUCAGCCCACGAAACCCGGCUCGUGGAUCAACUGCGGCGGUGGCGGCCUCGGCUGGUCCGGCGGCGGUGCCCUGGGGAUCAAGCUGGCAACGGACAUGGAGAACAAGGGCAAGGGCAAAUUUGUGGUGCAAAUCGUAGGCGACGGCACGUACUUGUUCACCGUCCCCGGCAGCGUCUAUUGGAUCUCAAAGCGCUAUAACAUCCCCGUCCUGACCAUUGUCCUCAACAACAAGGGCUGGCACGCCCCUCGCCGCUCCUUGCUGCUCGUCCACCCCGACGGACUCGGCUCCAAGGCCACCAACGAGGAGGCCAACAUCUCCUUCGACCCCACCCCGGACUACUCGGGCAUCGCCAAGGCCGCCGCGGACGGUGACAUCUUCGCGGCCCGGGUGGGCACCGUGUCGGAACUCGACACCGUGCUCAAGGAGGCGAUUGCCAAGGUGCAGGCGGGGCAGACGGCGGUGGUAGACUGCAAGGUGGUUCCUGGGUGCUAGGUGGGAGCGUUAAACGAGGCCGGCUAGAGUCGACGU